AUGCUUCUUCUUCUUCUUCUUUUUACAAUCCUGGAGAUCGCCACUGCUGGCCAACGUGGCGGCGUUGGCACCACUGGAACAUCGCCGCCCAAGAAAAUUCGAAAUAUCCACAAUUUGAUUAUCAAAACUGACGACGCAUUCUUCGAAAUCGAAGACGACGAUGAUUUCUCCAGUCCAAGUUCUCCACCGUCACCCUCUUCUGUGGAUCCUCCUUCGAUUACCGUACCCCUGCCACCAAAGUCUGCACCGCCCUUCCCCACACAGCCCGCCCCAACGAUAAAUGGAGACAUCUAUCCCGCCUCCGGGACAGGUACGCCUACGAUACUGUCAAACGGGACUCCUCUGGCACCUGGAAGAAUGUCACCUGCACAUUCAGUGUCUAAUCUCAUAAAUGAAUCCCGACUACAACAAAGUCUCUCCACGCCUUGCAACGGAUCUGAAGAAGAAAUGCACGGUCAACAACGAAAAGAUUCCGAAUACCGGCGAUUCAAAUCAGAAGGAUCAACGGCUGGAGCCAACCUCCCUGCCGCCGAGAAAACCCAUAUGGACGAGCUGUCUCCGGUAGAUCAACGCUCAACAUCAGGUACCACCCGAUUCGCUCUGAUGCAACAGGAUUCGGUCGUGAAUCCGUCAGUUAUCACGAAACUGUCGAAUACGGAACAAGUGGCAAUGAUGCAUACGUUGAAGACGAAACUCUCAAAGUAUCAGUCGUUUUUGGAUAGAGCAUUCGAGUUGAUCGCCGAGAAUACUGAUGAGAAAAUUAUUGAAGGCUGCACAAUAAGCAUAAAAGUGAUGAAAAAGGCUUGGACCACACCGAAAGUGUCGUCUGACUUGGCCAACGCCCUCUGUGAUUAUCUUCGGGAUCGAGACUAUUUCGAUAAACUCAUUAAAAUGUUUACGAGUACAACUUCAACGUCUUGUGAUCAAGUGAAGCUAUCUUGUGGAAAAGUAUUGGAGGAAUGUAUGAGUAGUGCGAAUCGAGACUUUGUUGUGAACAAGAACUACGUGAAAAAGAUAAUGACAGUUGCGAUGAAGCUGACAAAGACACCAGAUCAACAGAGGCUUAGCUUGAGUUUGAUGGAGAGUCUAUUCCAGCACAGUAACGCGGUUUCGUUGAGAACGAAUCUCUCUUCGAAUUCUGAAUACCAACUUUUCAAACUCAAGCCAUUUGCCCCAGCCUAG
Messenger RNA from Caenorhabditis remanei, 1182 nucleotides. RefSeq lists its product as uncharacterized. Gene Ontology annotation, molecular function: signaling adaptor activity; NAD+ nucleosidase activity. The record is from RefSeq and is a predicted model, not a curated record. The transcript has 8 exons. Gene Ontology annotation, cellular component: dendrite. Lineage: Eukaryota; Metazoa; Nematoda; Chromadorea; Rhabditida; Rhabditidae. The coding region runs from base 1 to 1182 and encodes 393 amino acids. Gene Ontology annotation, biological process: negative regulation of MyD88-independent toll-like receptor signaling pathway; response to axon injury.